Papaver somniferum (opium poppy) is the source of this 657-nucleotide messenger RNA. RefSeq names its product putative F-box protein At3g47150. Bases 1 to 657 code for a protein of 218 amino acids. The transcript has a single exon. Lineage: Eukaryota; Viridiplantae; Streptophyta; Magnoliopsida; Ranunculales; Papaveraceae. Gene Ontology annotation, molecular function: protein binding. The record is from RefSeq and is a predicted model, not a curated record.
AUGCCGAACCUCCCAGAAGAUAUCGUUGACAACAUUCUAAUGAAGUUACAAGCUGCAAAUUCAAUAUGUAGAUUCAGGUGUGUUUCCAAACACUGGUGCAGUUUACUCAAUAACGAUGAUUUUAUGAAUUCUCGUCUUAAACACAGCAUAGAAACUGAAAAAAUAAAUUGUUUAUCAGUAAAAGGUGAUGAUUAUACUUAUGAGUUUUACAUGCAUAUCACAAAAUCCACAUCAUUAUGUACAGUAUUUGAAAGUGAACGCUGUGAGUCUGUUAAGAUGGAUUCUCCAUUCAAAGAUACAAGUCUAUCGGUUGAAAUUAUUGGUUAUUCCUAUGGUUUGAUUUUGAUGAGAAUCCAUAAUAACUGUUAUUGGAGAACAACUCGAAGGGAAUGCCAAUAUUUCCUUUGGAUUCCAUGUACUAGAGAGCUCAAAGAAAUAUUAUUUCCAAAAGUCGAAGCUGGAUCAGAGGAUUAUCAAAAGAUCGAUCUAUAUGACGUACGCAGUGUUACAUAUGGUGUUAAUCUUAAUUGUGAUUCCAAUGGUUACCAGACUGUGGUAGCUACCUGCAAUGGUAGUUAUGCGCUCGGUGUUUGUUAUGGUACUGAAAUUCAGGUUUAUUCAUCAGAAUUGAACUUGUGGAAAACUAAUGUAAAGUAA